AUGUUGGUUUUGGCACAGUUGGUGGAGGCUCAGUUGGUGGAGGCACAGAUGAUGGAGGCACAGUUGAUGGAGGCACAGUUGGUGGCGGCACAGUUGGUGGAGGACAUUGUGGUGGAGGCACAGUUGGUUGAGGCACACUUUUUGGAGGCACAGAUGAUGGAGGCACAGUUUAUGGCGGCACAGUUGGUGGCGGCACGGCAAACAGAGGAACAGUUGGUAGAGGCACAGUUAGUGGAGGCACGGCAAGCAGAGGCACAGUUGGGAAAAGCACAGUUGUUGGAGGCACAGUUGGUGGAGGCACGACAGACAGAGGCACAGUUGGUGGAGGUACAGUUGGUGGAGGCACAGUGGGUGGAGGCACUCAAAGUAGAGGCCCAGUUGGCGGAGGCACACAUAAUGGAGGCACAGUUGGUGGAGGCACAUCAGACAGAGGCACAGUUGGUGGAGGUACAGUUGGUGGAGGCACAGUGGGUGGAGGCACUCAAAGUAGAGGCACAGUUGGUGGAGGCACGGCAGACAGAGACAAAGUUGGUGUUGGCACGACAGACAAAUUUACCGUUGGUGGAGGCACAAUUGGUGGAGGCACGGCAGGCAGAGGCACAGUUGAUGGAGGCACAGCUGACAAAUGUACCGUUGGUGGAGGCACAAUUGGUGGAGGCACGGUGGGCAGAGGCACAGUUGAUGGAGGCACAGUUGGUCGACGCACAGUUGGUGGAGGCACAGUUGGUGGAGGCACAGUACUUGGAGUCACAGUUGGUAGAGGUACAGUUGGUGGAGGCACAGUACUUGGAGUCACAGUUGGUAGAGGCACAGUUGGUGGAGGCAUAG
Molecule: messenger RNA, 828 nt
Organism: Procambarus clarkii (red swamp crayfish)
Lineage: Eukaryota; Metazoa; Arthropoda; Malacostraca; Decapoda; Cambaridae
Source: RefSeq, a predicted model, not a curated record